AUCAACCCGUGAAUUCAUAUAAUUUCCUAUAAAAAUCAGCUAAAAAAAUCUUCUCAAAAAUAAACGAAAGAUUCUCUAGAUCUCGCAAUCUCUCACCUUCACAAGAACAAAUCUUUUCUGGACAUUCUUUUCGGAUCAGCCAUUUAUUUGCAGGGUACUCAAUAAGAAGAACAUAGUCAAUAAGGACAUGGUUUCAGUGCGUAGCCUUCUAAAAGAUUGGAAAACUUACUCAUUUGAAGAUAAAGCAAAAGUUUUGAGCCUAUAUUUGAUAGGUGUAGAAACUAAAAUAGAACGUCAUGAUUAUCUCACAAAACGUGCAGUACGCAAAGAUGUUGAAAUCGUCAAGAAUCUGCUGAUAAAGCUCAAUGAAGAAACGAGAAGUACUGAAAUAAAUGGCUUUAAGCUCCAGCUCAAAUACCGCAGAGCAUUAAUAGGAAUAGCUAGAAUUGAGCUUUUUUUGUGGGGUGUCUUAAACAACUCUAAAGAUGAUAUUUGCAAAGAGCAUAAAGAUUGGAUGAUGGAGAAGAACAUACACCGUAUGAACAAAGAUGAAAUUUUAGCUUCGAUUUGGGAGUUGGAACAAUCUGAAUCGGGAUUUGUCUUUGUAUUACAAGAGAGGGGGGCUAAGGUACCGAAGAAGCCAAAAGAGACGGUUCAAACGGAGAGUAGCAACUUCCAAGCAAUCCAAAGAAAAAAAGAGGAGUACAUGAUUUUGAACCAGAAAAUAGAAUGCUUAUUUAUUGAAAUGAAGAAGCUCGCAGAACCUUUCAGGGAAUGUAAACCAAGAUAUACAUUUGACGGGUACAGACAGAAAGCUGAAACUAUUUUGGAACUCUUAUUGAUCAAGCUGGAAGCAUUUGGUGCUUAGGAAGUUUACUGUGUUGUAGAUUCAUCCAAGUAUUUUCCAAAUGGUCUGGCUGCUGACCCUGGAGAGAGGAGCGGUAUUUUCAACUUGGAUGUUACUAAUUUCUCUGAAUUGCAAGAUGUUUUGUUGGGAUAAUGUUUAUUUAUACUUUAGGAUGGAUGCUUCUAGGUAUAUAACGGGUAAACUUCUUACUGUGGAUUGCAGUGUUUGACUGCACCUUAUAAUUGACUGACAGAAAGGGUUGGCCUUUGAAUCUGCCAACUUGUGUAGCUCGGCUAGACUGUGUUAUCUGCAGUAACAUUACAGAUUUGGUUACUGUAGUAAUAGUAUGAAGACUAAAGACUUGAUUGAAACAGGUCCCGGAGCUAUGUCUCUGUGAUAAUUUUUCUACCUUUUGAAGUCUUAUGAAAGUGGGUGUAGGUGUCUUUUAAGGUA
Messenger RNA from Papaver somniferum (opium poppy), 1300 nucleotides. RefSeq lists its product as uncharacterized. The coding region runs from base 188 to 868 and encodes 226 amino acids. NCBI's taxonomy places the organism in Eukaryota, Viridiplantae, Streptophyta, Magnoliopsida, Ranunculales, Papaveraceae. The record is from RefSeq and is a predicted model, not a curated record. The transcript is spliced from 5 exons.